CAACACUAUCUAAUAAUAAUCCACACAAAAAGAGAGUUUUGAUGAAAUAACCGGAAAAUAUUCGUUUUUAAUAAUGUUUCCACAAAUAAAAUUAUAAAAUUUGAAAAAUACUUUCGCAAACGCCAACCGCAAAUGUGAAUGAUUCGCCCCGAAGUCAUAAAAUAAUUUUCUAUUUGAAUGCGGUAUACAUAAAAUGUGGAAUAUGAUGUGCGACGUGAUGCCAACUAUAUCGGAGGAUAGCAUCUCCCAGCGUUCCUCACAGUUCAGCGGCGAAGAUGCGAACUUUGAACAGUUGAUGGUGUCCAUGUUGGAUGAGCGCGACAAGUUGAUGGACAGCCUUAGGGAGGCGCAAGAACGUUUGAGUGAAACGGAACAGAAACUGCAUGACACCGAAAAGGAGAGGGACAGUUUACAACGCCAAAUAAAUGCAAAUCUGCCACAGGAAUUUGCAACAUUGACCAAAGAACUAACCCAGGCCCGUGAAACUCUGUUGGAGCGAGAUGAGGAAAUUGGGGAACUUAAGGCGGAACGCAAUAAUACCAGGCUCCUGCUUGAACAUUUGGAGUGUUUGGUUUCUCGCCAUGAACGUUCUUUGCGUAUGACGGUUGUUAAGCGUCAAGCAGCUGCUCAAAGUGGCGUUUCAAGUGAAGUGGAAGUUCUCAAGGCCCUUAAAAGUCUUUUCGAACAUCAUAAAGCUCUGGAUGAGAAAGUGCGUGAACGUCUACGUGUUUCAUUGGAACGCAAUAACGCUCUAGAAGCUGAGCUUAACACAAUCAAAGAAGAGCUUCAACAGUAUAAAUCAGGGGCAAUUCAAGCCAAUAAUGAAAAUGCCGUAAAUGGGGAAAAGAAUUCCACCGCUGUCAAUGGUGAAAGCAAUGAAUCUGCCAUCGCUGCUGCAAAUGAAUAUGCUGCCAAAACACAUGAAUUGCAACAAAUCAUUGAGAAGCAGACCUCUGAAUUGUCUGAAUGGCAGCGUCGCGUAUCUGCCUUGAAGAACAAAUGCGACGAACUUGACGACAGUCUGGCAAAGGUUCAAAAGGAUUACAUGAAAUCGCAAGAACAAUGUUCGAAAUUGCAAAGAGAUUUAAGAGAGAACGUAGCACAAAAGGAAGAUCAGGAGGAACGCAUAGCUACCUUAGAGAAGAGGUAUUUGAAUGCGCAGCGCGAAUCAACGUCAUUGCAUGAUUUGAACGAAAAGUUGGAACAAGAAUUGAGGCAUAAAGAGGCCCAAUUGAAGUUACACGAGGAAAAAAUUAGUGCCAUUGAAGAGAAGUUGGAGCUGGCUGAGCAAAAAUUGGCCCAACAGGCCAAAUUACAGCCAGACAUGGAGGAACAGCUUAAAGCACGUAUGGAAGCUUUAACAAAGGUAGGAAACAAGGCCCAAGAACGACAUGGUUCUGCCGAGGAUCGUAUACAACGUUUAGAGGCUAACCUGGAGGAGAAGAGUGCCGAAGUUGUGAGAUUAAACCAAAGACUUAAAAUGAACGAGGAGCAUAAUCUACGUUUAUCCUCAACGGUGGACAAGCUGUUGUCAGAGUCUAAUGAGCGAUUGCAGGUGCAUCUCAAGGAACGCAUGCACUCCCUGGAUGAGAAGAAUGCCCUGACGCAAGAACUGGAAAAGGCACGAAAGGUAGCCGAGGAUUUGCAUCAUGAGAAGAGCGACAUCAUGAAGGAAUUAUCGAAGACGCGUUUGGAAAUUGAGAACUUCAAGCGCCAGUUGUUGCAGCAGGAAAUCGCAUACAACAUCCAGCAAACAGAGGCAUUAACACGUAGUCUAUCGCCCAGUAGCGUGGUAGAUGGAGGUCAGGCAUUUUCUCGCAGUGCUUCCCAUGCCAGUUUCGAUACACAUUCGCUGAGGCGGAAUAAAUCUCGGCUACAGGAGGAAAGUGAAAACUUUGCUCGUUCGAUGGCCGAACAAGAAUGGGAGAGCAUACAGCAGGCUCAUGCUCAGCAAGCGGCUUAUGAAAUUUCCGCAGCGGUAGCAGCAGCAGAAUGUGAAGAAGCUCAGGUAUUGUUUGGUGAUGCGGAUAUAAUGUCACCCACCGGGCAUACGGAUGCGCAAACCUUAGCGAUGAUGUUGCAGGAGCAACUAGAUGCCAUAAAUAAUGAAAUAAGAUUAAUACAAGAAGAAAAACAAUCAACUGAAGCUCGAGCUGAAGAACUUGAAUCGCGUGUAGGCAGUUUAGAACAUGUGAAUUUAUUGGCCCGCGGUCGUUCUAUGGAUCGAAGUCCACCAAUGAGUGGUCGCAGUACACCCAAUAGUCCCAAUCGAGAUUUUAUGCAGAAAUACCACACGCUUAAUCUGCCCGUUUUAUCCAGUGAUGUUUCGCGUGAUGAUAUCCAUGGCAUGACAACCACUACUGGAGAUUCUAGUUCUGGCGGAGCCGCCUCGCCCCUAACAGCCCGCUCAAUGCGCUUAGAACGUGUUGCUCAAGCAUUGGCCCACAGUCAAGAGGAGCUGCGCAGACGCUCGAUGGGUUUGUCACCCAACCAACAAAUGGCUAAUAACUCAGGUCACAUGACCAUACCUCAUUCGGGUUAUGGUCUUUCGCCGUUAAGUUCACGAUACGGCAGUCAGGAAUCCUUGAGCCGACACUUUAAUACCAUGGGUUCAAUGUCAAUGCUUCCACCGGCAUCGUCGGGGGUACGUGUUGAUGGUUCAUCGGCGGUGCAAAAGAAGAAAGGCAUUAAAUCUAGUUUGGGCCGAUUCUUUAGUAAAAAAGAAAAAGUCAAGGGUGUCAAAGAUACUCUGCCCGAUGGUUCACCUAGUAUGAUGUCCAUUGGCAAUUUAUCGAUGGGUCUAAGUGAAACCGAAUCGAAUUAUGAUGCAAUGAGCAUGACCGGGGGAAUGAUGCCACGCAUAGCCAGUGUACCAGGUUCAAAAAUCUCUUCCGUGGAUUAUGGCAGACAAAAGAAGGAACAUGAUUAUCGCAAUGAUUUACUGGGCGAGGCUAUGAAGGCUGGCACACCAUUUGCUCUGUGGAACGGACCCACUAUUGUUGCUUGGUUAGAAUUGUGGGUGGGCAUGCCUGCCUGGUAUGUGGCAGCAUGUAGAGCUAAUGUCAAAAGUGGAGCCAUUAUGAGUGCUCUCAGCGACACCGAAAUCCAAAGGGAAAUUGGUAUCAGCAAUCCUUUACAUCGGCUUAAAUUGCGUCUGGCUAUACAGGAAAUGGUUUCAUUAACAUCACCCUCUGCGCCACAGACAUCACGAACAACAUUGGCAUUUGGUGAUAUGAACCAUGAAUGGAUUGGCAAUUAUUGGCUACCCGGCCUUGGUUUACCACAAUAUCGCACAACAUUUAUGGAAUGUCUGGUGGAUGCUCGCAUGCUAGACCAUUUAACAAAAAAAGAUUUACGCGGACAAUUAAAAAUGGUUGAUAGCUUUCAUCGGACAAGUUUACAAUAUGGUAUUUCAUGCCUAAAACGUCUUAAUUACGAUCGCAAUGAACUGGAACAUCGGAGGAAAAUGUGUGAAAAUGGCCUGUGUGAUGUUAUCGUAUGGAGUAAUGAACGUGUAAUACGUUGGGUCUCCAGUAUUGGGUUGAAGGAAUACGCAAAUAACUUGUUAGAAUCUGGUGUUCAUGGAGCUUUAAUUGCGUUGGAUGAAAGCUUUGAUGCAAAUGCAAUGGCUUUGGCCUUACAAAUACCUACACAAAAUGCUCAGGCUCGCCAAAUUUUAGAUACUGAAUUUAAUAACCUAUUGCAAAUUGCCACAGAUCGCCGACCAGAAAAUGAACAUCUUAAUAAGUCCUGAUCUUGCUCUCCUACAAAUAAUACCGCAACAACACAUGUGCAGCUAUUUAAUACUAGCGAGUCUUAGGUUUUUUUACGGCAAUAUCAUCAGCAUCAUUAUCAUCAACAUUCAACAACAUCAUUAGACAUUGC
Messenger RNA from Musca vetustissima, 3885 nucleotides. It is a transcript of the gene Liprin-alpha, whose product is annotated as liprin-alpha-1. The coding region runs from base 194 to 3754 and encodes 1186 amino acids. Gene Ontology annotation, biological process: synapse organization. Gene Ontology annotation, molecular function: protein binding. Gene Ontology annotation, cellular component: presynaptic active zone. The record is from RefSeq and is a predicted model, not a curated record. The transcript has 17 exons. Lineage: Eukaryota; Metazoa; Arthropoda; Insecta; Diptera; Muscidae.